Molecule: messenger RNA, 4388 nt
Organism: Ananas comosus (pineapple)
Lineage: Eukaryota; Viridiplantae; Streptophyta; Magnoliopsida; Poales; Bromeliaceae
Product: protein timeless homolog
Exons: 20
Coding region: 191-3997 (1268 amino acids)
Biological process (GO): DNA replication checkpoint signaling; replication fork arrest; DNA repair
Cellular component (GO): replication fork protection complex
Molecular function (GO): DNA binding
Source: RefSeq, a predicted model, not a curated record
CGGCGGGAAACGAUGGGAGCAGCGUCCGAUUCCCGCUUUUACCCCCCUCCUCUUUCGCUUCCUCUUCUCUCCUCCGUUCACUUCCGUUCUCACUACGCCCUCUCCCAAACCCUAAUCCCAAAAUCGGAAACCCUAAUUCACGAAGGCUCCCUAGAAACCCUGCCCAGCGCUAUUCAAUCGAAGGGGGGACAUGGAGGACGAAGGGCUCUCCGGCAUCUGUGCGGGGCUCGGAUCGGCCGAGGAGGACGAAGACGGGGCCAUAAUUGGUUACACUACGGGCGAGAACUGUUUAGAUAAUCUGAAGGAUCUGCAGCGAUAUCUACGGCGCGAUGAUCCGCAAAGGCGAAAUGUAUUCAAACAGAUCUGCAAAUGGAAUGUGGUAUCUCAUGACCUGAUCCCGAUCAUUGAGUACUAUCAGAAUGAUCACAAUUUGAUGAUUAGUGCUGUUAAGAUCUUGGUGUUCCUCACCAUGCCUGUAGAUCCAAGCUCUGAUGAUGUAGCACAGCAGAUAGAGUGUUUGUGGGAUCUAAAAGCAGCAAUGGCACGUAAUGUGAUGAUAGCAGUUAUAGUAUCUCUUCUCGAAGACCCAUUGGAUCAUUUGGAACGUGAUUCUUUUACAGAAGAUGACUGGAAGUUGGUUCAGCUGGUUGUUACUUUGUUUCGGAAUAUCUUAGCCAUCCAAGACAUAACUUUGCAGCAGAAGGCUUCAGGAUCGGCAACACAAUUUUUGUGUUUGACAGAUAGCAUUUUGGAGCUCUUGUUUCAAGAAAAUAUUAUGGACAUAAUAUUAGUUCUGACACAGCAUGUUGGUGAGUCUUCUGGUUAUCUUCAGCAAGACAAUUUGCUUUUGCUGGAGAUUUUCCACAAUAUAUUUCUUCGCCGGGAUCCGGAGUUAAUUGCUAAAGUUUAUAACAAGAAAUCAGAGACCGAUGGAGAUAUCAAUGCAUCCUUAGAUUCACUAAAGUCAAUUAUGGAGGAAGAAAGGGAGAAGAAAAGGAUAAUCAAGCAAAGGAGCUUAGAACGCCAUUCAAUGUUUAGUGGAACAUUUACUCGCCUUUCAAUGGAUGGCUCUAAAAUGCUAUUUAAAGGCAACCCAGCUUCUGCCAGUGGAAAUAGCUUCCUGAAAGUCCAUAAGGUUCAAAGGGGUCCACUUAAAAGAAUUGCAUGGGAUCAUGGGAGCCUACUCCUGCCAAAGAAAAAUAUUUCAGAGCUACUUCACAAUUUUCUAAAUCAAUUCUUGUCAGGAGGUUACAAUGUUUUGAUGCAGUCUAUUCUUAGGGACAUCGAGAAAGAGGAUCCAUCUAUUCAGCACAGUGAUAUUAUUACAUUUUUCCAAGUUGCUGCUUUUGUCUUUUCUUUUCAAUACCAGAGGGCCUUAGUUUGUAAGAAACCGGAUAUGAAGGGAUCUACAUCUGAAUCCUCACUUAAUUAUGAAGAUGUUGAUCAUUCAUCAUUUUCUGGGGACCUAUGUGGAUCUGUUGCAGCAACAAUGAAUGGGGCUAUGUUCAAUUUAGUCAUAAACAAGUGGCGUGAGGCUUUUGAAAGUUUGAAAGAGACUAGUGAUUAUAAGACUCUAUCAGCAGCAGGCUCUCUUAUGAAAAAGAUGAUUCGUUUGAUAGAUUUGGUGCUGAAGAUAUUUCCUGAAGAUUCUAAGGAACCGCAAACAGCUCGGAUUUUGCUAUACAAGUUGUUUUAUGAUCAGACAGAUCAAGGGCUAACUCACUUUCUCUUCAACCAGUUCAAAUCUUUUGAUUCACACAAACAACCUAAAAGUGAUCUUGCAGAUUUACUAGAAAUAAUCCAUGUAGUUUUUCGGCUUAUGGAGAAGCUUCAAGCAUGUGGUUUGUUAAGGGUUUCAAAAAAGACAAGAAGAGGUAGAAAAAAGAAGGCGCCAAAUGAAAAUGUUCACAAAGAAGCUGCAAAUGUUCAUAAAGAAGCUGCAAAACCGAGAGAGGCAGAUGCUAGUACAACAGAAGUAAACAGUCAAUUGGACGAGUCUGGCAUGCCAACUUGUCAACCAUUUGUAGAUUCAGGGGAGUUAGGGCAGGAGCAAGUGGAGCCAAAUUUGCCUGAAGCUGCUGAUAUUGAAGGCAAGUUAUUCUCAAAUCCACUGGACAGUGAGGAAGUGAAUACCAACUUCAUUGACAUAGCAGAUGGAACAUCAGAUUAUUCAACAGAUGAUCAGGUUCCUGCUACAAGUGAAGUUGAUUUCAAUGUAUCCAGAUUGGUCCUUAGUUUUGCAAACAAUGCUGUUAUAAAUAACUUAGGCUGGCUAUUGAGGUACUACAAGAGCAACUCUGUUGGUACAAAUCACCACCUUAUAUCCAUGCUACGCAGGUUUUGCGAAGAUCUGGAGAUGACCCCAAUGCUCUACCAAUUAUCACUUCUCACCAUCAUUUAUGAUAUAUUAGCUGACAAAAAAUCAACAAGAUGCAAGGAGUAUGCAAAUAUUACAAGUUUUCUUACCAAGUUUGUGAGGAAGAUGCUGAAGUUAAUGACAAAACAACCUUUGUUUUUUGUUGAAAUACUCUUCUGGAAGACAAGAAAAGAGUGUCAUUGCAUGAAUGCAGACGCACUGAUGUGUGACAUAGCCAACUUCAAGAAAGAUAUUAGGAACUUGGGAAAUAAUGGAACUGGUCUGUCAAAUAACAGAGAACAAGUCCAGAAAAGCAUAGCAGACUCUCUUGGUGAUGACGAAGCUGAUUUAGCCGUUCCUUAUUAUCCUCAUCAUCAGACGGAGGAAAUUUCAUCUGAUGGUACUCAUGAAGAUGACUUGGAUAAACCAAAUGAAGUUACAAAUAAAAAGAUCAGCUCAAGAUCCCUUGUGGAUAAAGGCUCUGAAGACAAAAAUGGUAAUACUAUUUCACCCAAUUUUGAAACUACAAUGGCACCUAGGAGGAAAAGGGCUCCUGCUUUGAACCAAGAACAAGAGAACACAAUCAGAAAUCUGUAUGAAAAAUACAAGGACGAGCGCAAAUGCGCUCAUCUUAUUGCAGAAGCUUUAGACUCUGAUGGGAAAGUAUCUUCAGCUCAAGUUUCUCGGAAGCUUAAACAGCUAGGUCUUAGAACUGGGAUAAGAAAAACGCCCGAGGAUGGUGGUGCUUCCUCUUCAGCAAGAGAUGAUCCAAACAUUGUUCGUCUUAAUGCACUGGAAAGAGAUGCUUCUCAUAGUAUGAGUGAUCACGGGAAAGGCUCCAUUCUCGACAGCUCUAUACAUAGAAGAAAAAGAACACGUGCCUUCAGCAAGGAUCAAGAACUUCAGAUCAAAGAACUGUUUGCACGGUAUAAGAAUGAUGAAAAUUGCAGUCGCAUGAUUGCAAAGGCAUUGGACGCUGAUAACACAUACACUGCUUCCCAAGUUUCCCAUAAACUGAAGCAACUUGGGUUACUUGUUCUUGGAAAAAAAGUGUCACCUAUAGAUGUGGAGCUUACAGAAGACAAACGAACUAUUGAUAGUGAUGCGCAAUCUGAUGAAGAGACAUUACUAGGAAUGCUACCAAAAAGACAAAGGAAGACCAUGUUUUUGGCGGAUGCUGCAACAAUUGUACCACAGGAUGUGGAAGCAUCGAAAGACCAUAAUUCUGAUGUUGAAAUGUUGCGCACGGAUAAGAAAGCAUCAGAAGAUUAUGAUUCUGAUCGUGAGACGUUGAGCACCAUUCUCGGUCAAAGAAAGAAGAGGAUAUCACCAGUGGAUAUAAUGGCUAGAACUUCAAAGCUUGAGUCUGACACUAAGAUUCCAAGCGCUACUUUCGAGGAUGUCAUGGGCCAGCAUGAGUCUGAAUCAAAUCUUGAAAGUAGAAGAGAAGUUGUCAGCACUGAUGCUCUCGAGGAUGAUAUUGCGUCUGAGGUAGAUUAUACUGAUGACAGGGGGCAAGAAACAGGUAAUGAACUGAUGGAAUUGGAAGACUCUGGGGAUGAUACAAACUCUGCUGCCCCUCAAAAUGUUAUGCAUCGGAGGAACCUUAGAUUGGUUAUCGACGAAGAUGAAGAUGAGUGAGAAGAUUCUAUUGGAUCAUUUGAUCUGGUACGAAAUUGAGUGAAGCUAAACACGCAAGGGAAUUUAAACUCAACUUCAACAAGUUUGAAGCAUUAUAAAGAGCUUCACGUGUAGGAUAGAAGUAUAUAAAUGCCAAUAUAAAUGUAAUGUACUGUUACUAGGCACUUAUGGAGUUUUCUAAUGUGGGGAUUAGCCCUCUUAUUCAUGUAUAAAGUAGCAAGAAAUGGCACAAUAGUUUGGUAUGAGGUGUCAACAUAAGGGUUGCGUAUUAUUUUGGUGCUCACUCACAUGGCUAUUUAUUGGUAGAGACUGGGACCACUUAAAGGUCUACCUAAAAGACUUUCCGACACAUGACUUGGUUAAUAUAAACUAAACUUCACCUUCUCGCCAA